UAAAUAUAAAAUAUAUAUUUUUAGAUCAUAUGAUCAUUCACAUUUGAAUAUUUGUAAUUUAUUAUUAUUAUUAUUAUUAUUAUUAUAUAAAUUCUUAUUACUGCCUUGUACGAUACUACACUCUAAGUCCACACACUUUGCUCUGAAAUGCUGAGUAUUAAGUAUUUAGAGUAACAAAGGCUUAUCUUAAAUACCUGAAAAAUGCCGUUAAAUAACUUAUUUACUAGAUUUACUCAGUGCUUAAUGUAAUCAGACGGUUCAACAUCUGCUUUUAUUUACAUGAAUGAGUAACUUCUCCGCACGAGCCCUACACCGUAUGGCACGAGCUAUAAACAGCCUUUUACCAGCUCGUGCAGUGUAGCUAAGCUAGCUUUAACAAGCUAACGGCUAAUUUAUUUAUGUGACUAGUGAAGCUUUAAUGAAACCGAAGCAGUAAUACGGUAUUUUACAGUCGUUUGUUCUCCCCUACACUAUAACAAUGAUCAAGUUAAACGGUGUUAGUCUUGAAAACUUCAUGGAGAAGUUUACUCGGCUGGAAGAGAAAAUUACAGAAGUUAAUGGCAAAAACAACAUGUUGGAGCUCAUGCUGGAGGACGCCAAUAGACUCAUGAAAUUCUAUCUGACCAAGGAGAAAAGUCUGAUUGAGGAGAGAAACAGUCUUCUCGUCACUGUGGACAGACUACAGCAGACUCUGCAGGAGCAGUGCAACCUCAGAGAGGAGAAUGAGAGACUGAAGAACGAUAUGGCGGACCUGAAACAACAGAAUGAGAGAACAGUAAAGGAUGGAGAGGCUGAGGUUCAGCGGCUGGUCAGUGAAAUGAGAGCCGCAGGAGAGAGACACAAGAGGGAGCUAGAGACUGUAAGGCAGCAGUGGAGGAGAGAGGUGGAGGAGGCUCACAGGCAGGGGCUCAGUCAGUUGGAAGCUAAAGACACUGAAGUAAAGAAGCAGUUGGAGGAAAAGGAUGUGGAUCUGGAGGAGAUGAAGAAGAGGCUGAAGGAGCAGGAGAGGGAGAGGCAGAGCGAGCUCCUGAAGUUACAGAUGGAGUUUGGUGCUAAGUUAGCCAGAGUUCAGAGUACAGCUCAGAUGAGCCAACAGCAGCAGCAGCAGCAACAACAUGGCUCCCACCUUCUACCGCAGAGUGUCUUCAAGAGGAAGCUGCAGUUCUUCCAGGAGGAGAAGAACAAGGAGAUUGUGGCUCUGCGUCAGAGAAUCAAAGAGCUGGAAGAGAACCAGCGUCCCUGCGGCUUCAAUGACGGCCGUCUGAAGAGAAGAAAGAUCUAGUUUGUUUAGAGGCUAACAAGCCAUUGACCUGUCAGCUCUGCAGGUGCACAAAGUCUUGACCCCCUAGGGGGCAGAAGGGACUGAGGUGUUUUGAAAUUUUCCAGAUUUGUAUUUCACUUUCAUUUCAAAGCAAAAUUCAGUUCCUCAGAGCUUUCGACUUAUUAUAUUAUACUGCUUAUUGUGUCUUACUUGGCUAGAUGUGCACUUUCACUGCCCUGCUUGCAGGUGACCAGUGUGUACAUUUAAACACAGGCUGUAUUCCUGUCUAAGACUUUAAUCCAAUCACAGGCCUGCAUGGGAGCAAAUGUGCGAGGCAGGGACGUAGGGAGGGGGGAGGCGUAGACGCUCUUGAGAGUGAAUCAGAUAGUUGGAAGGCCAGUCCCAUUCAGGGAAUUAAACCUGUUUAUAUCCUUUUAUCCAAAGACCAAAUAAAUCAUUUAAGUCAUC
Dicentrarchus labrax (European seabass) is the source of this 1729-nucleotide messenger RNA. Its product is annotated as coiled-coil domain-containing protein 152-like. NCBI's taxonomy places the organism in Eukaryota, Metazoa, Chordata, Actinopteri, Moronidae. The transcript is spliced from 8 exons. Bases 479 to 1282 code for a protein of 267 amino acids. The record is from RefSeq and is a predicted model, not a curated record.